Molecule: messenger RNA, 1269 nt
Organism: Rotaria sordida
Lineage: Eukaryota; Metazoa; Rotifera; Eurotatoria; Philodinida; Philodinidae
Source: the annotation of a GenBank genome assembly
AUUGAUUUAAUCAUUAUCAAGAUUUUUAUCAUACACUAAAGAAAUCGUGAAAGAUUUCGAGUAUUUCUAUUUACUUGUAGAAAUGUAAUUUAUUUUUUUAAUGAAAUACAACGUACAAAUCUCCGGAGUGAAUUUCGGAAGACAAUCAACGUCUCUGAAGUAAUGCAUAUGAUAUCAAGUGUUCUAAAUUGUAUUAUUGAUUAAAAAAAAUGACUAUAAAUUAACACACUUUUUCAUAGCCAAUAUGACUUUAACACUUUUCCAUUAAUAAAUAAAAGGUCCCAGUAGUAAAUGAAGAGUGUUAUAAAUGAGGAGAGUUUAUUAGUGAGACAAUUAAUAAGAAAUAUAACUUUACCUAUAUGCAUCCAAUGGAUGUAUGAUAGAAUUCUAUUAUAGAUGGUGCCAGAGAUGAACAAUAUAAUAAAUAUUCAGCAAAGGAGAUAUUAUAUUAAAUGGAGGAACAUUUCAUUACAUGGCUGUGGAUUGUCUAUAGAAUAAGAACGCGAAAAAUCAAUGUUUGACAAGUAUGUCAGCUUCCUACGUUAGAAUUCUUGAAGAUGGGGUCAUGGAUCAAAGGUUAAAUAGGGAGCAUAGAGACACAGUUAAUUAAUAAUAACUGAAUAAUUACAUAUAUGAUAAUACAAAAUAAUCUACAAUAUAUAUAAUGUAAUGAUGAUCAACAACAUUACAUUUAUAAACAAUAUAUGAUAGCAUAAUAUAUGUGAAAAAUACGGAGCUUUUAAACAAAUAUAAAUAUAUAGAAAUAUGUUUAAUAAACAAAUUUUUUUAAUAUCGAUCAAAUCAAUUAGAAUGAAAAAUCUUAUGAAUUUUAAAAUUAUUUAAAAUGCAUAACAUCAAAAAAACAUUCUGUAUGAAAUGCUUACGGCCAUACCACGUUGAAUACACCAGUUCUCGUCCGAUCACUGAAGUUAAGCAACGUCGGGCUCGGUUAGUACUUGGAUGGGUGACCGCCUGGGAAUACCGAGUGUCGUAAGCUUUUUGCUUUCUCUUUUUUUUCUCUUGAGUUUGUUUAUCAAUCAAAUAUUUUUCUUAUCUUAACUAUGAUACUAACAUUUUUUCUACUUCUAUAAACAUAAUCGAUAGGUUGUUGUUUUCUUUAUAGAUGCCUACGCUGUUAAUCAUUAAAUCAACCAACAGCUAUAGUUGUCAUCAUAUAUAUCUAUAUAUAAUUUUUAUUAAGAACGAAAUUACAAUGAGAAUGACAUCAUUGAUAAAUCUAUAACAGUAGAUUGUUACAUUAACAAAUAA